Molecule: messenger RNA, 952 nt
Organism: Laccaria bicolor S238N-H82
Lineage: Eukaryota; Fungi; Basidiomycota; Agaricomycetes; Agaricales; Hydnangiaceae
Exons: 2
Coding region: 71-628 (185 amino acids)
Source: RefSeq, a predicted model, not a curated record
CCCGCCUUCAGCAACUACAAAUCCUCAGCUCCGCCGCCACCGCCAACACCGACGAACACAUUCGCCGUCAAUGUCUUCUACUGCCUUCUCCUCUGCAUCCAUCGAUCUCGAGGCCCAAGUGGCUCUCCCGGCACCCACGCGCGCCAUGCCAGACUCUUCGCGGACGGCACCAGUUGCCCCCAUUAACCCAACGGACGAGCUUUUUGGAUACACUUUCUCCCCAUCGUCGCGCACGCGCGAUAGUCGCCACGACUCUGUCCGCAUGAGCAUCUCAGAUGUUCCCCCUCCAUACGUUGAGGAAUCAGACGUGCCAGCAUACACACUCCAUGCGCCCGAGCCAAUGACGCUCGCCAUGUAUCUCUUCAAAUUCGGAUUUUUAUUCCCGCCGUUCUGGAUAUUCGGUGCCCUCAUCCUCCUUUCGCCCCUUCGCGAACCACCCACAUCCUCCGACGCUGAUGUACCGGCGUGGAUGCCAGAAAAGACGGAAGCAGAGCGCCAGCAAAUCAUUGCUGAGAUACGCACCGUUGAAGUCAAAUGGGCCAAGAGAUGUCUCUGGGCCAUCCUCAUCCUUAUCAUCGUCUCUACCAUUGCCGCCGUAUCCGCCUGGGCGGUAAUGAGAAGCUCAUGAAUUCCCCUCCCACCCACCACACGCACGCAUUGGGACUCGACCUCUUCUUUUUAUCACGCAUACCCCAAACAUUCAUUCGAAUUCUACACCAGGCCGCACCUACAUUUUGCUGCGCCAACUUUUUUAUUCUGCACCCCGCCACAUCGGCGGGCGAUACACAUUCAUUCAUUGGGACUUUUCGAUUCUUGGAACUACCAUCAUUUGUACCCUUACGACUUGCAUACUUUCACGCUCUUAUGUACUACGCACGAAACGCACCUCCGCGAGGACUGUAUUUAUAUUUACUUCGUUUAUCUAUCUCAACGAGACUUUUUUGGAACGUUC